AUGCAAAAUCGAUCGAUCCUAUUUUUGACAUUGGGUGGCCGAGAGCUGUAUUCCCUGGUGAAGAAUUUAGCGUUCCCGAAUGUUCCUGCUGAAUUGCCAUGCCGUGAAUUCAUCCUUCAGUUGAAUAAACAGGCGUCAAAAUGCAACUAUGGUGACCGAUUGGAAGAACAACUUUGGGAUCGUCUCAUUGCUGGAAUCAACAACAUCUCAUCACAAGGUAAGAUGUUGAAAAAGAAAGACAUCACGUUUGCUGAGGCUCGAAAAAUCUGUGAGCAAAGUGAUGAUUUGUGUGCUGCCACAAAUGCGGAUACUCCUGUGUUAUUCCAUUUGAAAUCAACGAAACCAUUACGUGAUGUACCCAGUGUUCAUAAUUCACCCCAGGUUCCUCAAGUACCCAGUUCAAGCCGAACACAACCGAAGGCUGCGAUCAACCGCUGCUUAUCAUGUGGUGAAUACCAUCCUCGUUCGACUUGUCGGUUCCGUAAUGCCGCUUACCAUGCAUGUGGUAAAAUGGGCCAUAUCCGCAAGGUAUGCCGAAUGCCCAAGUGCAGCCUCGUCGAUUCCCAUAUCCCAACGGCAGAUGAGAAUUCAAGCCCAAUCUACACGCUGCAUACCACUAAACCCAAAAGCCAGUUCGUGUCCGCUCCACUGAGAUUCGAGUCUGGUAUGGAGCAUUGA
Echinostoma caproni is the source of this 678-nucleotide messenger RNA. The record is from the annotation of a GenBank genome assembly. Lineage: Eukaryota; Metazoa; Platyhelminthes; Trematoda; Plagiorchiida; Echinostomatidae.